UUUCUGUGAAGUGCACGUCGUCAGCUGCGGAGCGAGGUCCACCGCUCAGUUUCUGUUAUUGAGAGGGAGGGACCUGACAGAAGUCACGUUGAAGCCACAAUAAGGACGGACCAUGUCUUUACACCGACGUCCUGCACUGUCCGUUUAGAUCAGCCGCUCGGCUGUGUACUGAUUGUUUAACGUUUCAUGUUGUUCUUCUAGUUACGUUUUCUCGGGUGUUAAUGAUGCUGUGAACGCGGAAGUUUUACCUCUGCACUCUCACAGGAAGCCUUGGCUGAUACGCGGAAUCUCUGCCUCUGUGAUGGAUCUUCAAGCCUGCCUCAAAACCUCAUUGAGGAACAAAUAUCAGAAACUGAAAGAUAAGCCAUUAUUUCCUCCACGACUUUGCUAUUUGGAGUUCAAGCAAGAAGAGGAAUUGUCAAAACUGAACCAGCACGAAUUUAGCUCUGUUGACAAAUCUGACCUUCAUCAGUGGGUUGUCUUCCCAACUGUCCCACUCACUCACAUUUUAUCAAGCGAGUACAAACAUGACAGCGGCAAAAAAACAGUCCUCACUGUAGGAGUGAGCGGAGUUGGAAAAAGUACAGCAGUGCAGAGUUGUGCUCUUAAGUGGGCCCAGGACAAAGACUACCACCACAUCAACCUCCUGUUUCCUCUCAAUUUCUGGGAGUUAAAUUUGCUGAAAAACAAACUGAGCCUAAUUGAGCUUCUCCAGACAUUUUAUCCAGAACUAAAACGGCACAAUACUUACAGCCUGAAUGGAAACCUGGUGUGGUUUGUCCUUGAUGGACUAGACGAGUAUAAGGUCCCACUAAAUUUCAGCUGUCCCACAGUGAUUGAUGUUUCGGAAGCAUCCACAGUAGAUAUCCUCUUGAUCAAUCUGAUCAGGGGAAAUUUACUUCCCAGUUGUCAUAUUUGGAUCACGACCAGAUAUUCAGCCGUAAGAAAAAUCCCUGAUCGGUAUUUGCUGAAAGAGACCAUGAUUCAAGGGUUUAGUGAUGAACAGAAGGAGCAGCUCUUCAGAGGAGUUAUUCUUAAUGAUGGCUUGGCAAGCAAAGCCAUCAACCACGUGAAAAUAUCAAGGAGCCUGGACUUUCUUUGUGAGAUACCUCCACUCUGUAACAUUAUGGCAAAUGUUUUGAAGAACCAUAUAAAACCAACUGACGGUUUUAAAAUAACUCCCUUGAGCCUAACACAGAUUUAUGCAAAUCUGGUGAGCACAUCAGACUUGGGUAUGAUUUCUAAGCUGAAAAAGCUGGCACUACAUCGGAUGACAGAGGGUAAUGUGAUGUAUGAGGAUGACCUUGUGGAGAGGGGCAUAAGCGUGAAGGAAGCAUCGAUUUUCUGCAAAGAAUGGCCACUUGUGCUGUGGCAGGAGACGGGGCUGCACAAAACCAAAGCGUUUCGCUUUGGUCACUUGAGCAUUCAGGAGUUCUUGGCCGCGUCCGCUAAACUGGACGAGAUCGAAGGCGUGGAGAUUUCCUCUCGGUCUGGUUGUUGUAAACAUCUAGUGGAGCAGGCGAUGCUGAAUGAGGAGGGGAAGUCCGACGUCUUCCUGCGUUUCAUCUUCGGCCUCAUUAAGGAGCGUCAUCUGUUGGAGCCCACUGAUGAGCUCUUUGUCUACACCAAGAAAAAGAUCCUGGAGCACAUUUUGUCUUACAAAGCUGUCCGUCUCUUUCACUGUCUGAGGGAGUUUGACAGCCAGGCUUUACUGGAGGAUGUCAGGUUUUUUAUGAAGUACGGCUCUUCUCCGAUUCCUGAAUUCACAUCCUUACAUUGGAAUUUCAUGAUCCAAAGAGCCAGAACUUUUGAAGGGGUUCAAGACCAUUUUGAAAUGCCUUUGUCAAUGAGAUGUGACGAGAACCUGCUCAGGUACCUGCCAGCUAUCCAGAAAUCAAGGAAAGCCAUGCUGCGAUUCUCUAACCUGACAGAUGCAAGCUGUCCAGCCUUGGCAGCUAUCUUGGGAAAAAGCGAGUCAUACCUGAGAGAGCUGGAUCUGGGGUACAACACCAUCACUGACGAUGGAGUCUGGGAACUUACGGAGGAGCUGAAAAAUAAAAACUGCAAGCUGAAAACCCUCAGAUUGCAAAGCUGUGGGUUGGACCCACAAGCUUGUAAAUAUCUGGUUGCGGCCCUGACAAAGUCUCCGAAACUGAAAGAGUUGGAUCUCAGCAAGAACAAUAUAGGAAAUGACGGACUGUGGCAUCUGUCGUGCGGUUUGCGAGUCCCUGAAUGCAAAUUAGAAACACUGAGACUUUCACAGUGCAACAUUGAGAAGACAGGCUGCAGUCAUCUGGCCUUAUCCCUGCAGGACAACCCGAGCCAUCUCAAAGUGUUGGACCUGAGCAUCAACCCGGUCGGAGACGGCGGGGCCAGGGAGCUCUUUGAAUGUUUUGACAUAUCGCAACUAACGAAGCUGGAGAUGUACCACUGCAGUCUCACUGGGUUAAGCUGUAAGCCUAUCGGGGAAGCUCUGAAGUCUGAAACUAGCACUCUGAUAGAGCUCAACCUGAGCAACAACGAUUUGAAAGAUGAAGGAUUUAUAGCCCUCUGCAUGUGCAUGUAUGCAUGGUGUAGACUGGAAAAACUCAAUGUUUCAAGAUGUGGGAUCACUCAAGUGAGCUGCACGUAUCUAGCCAAGGUCCUGUGUUCAGUUUCGCAGCUCUACAGUGGGUUGUUGAAAAGGACGGACUGGCAGGCGGUUGGGCUGACAGACCUCGACCUCAGCAUGAACCUCCUCGGAGACGCAGGAGUCAAAGAAAUUUCAGCUGGCCUGAAGAAUCCCUACAGCCACCUGAAAACUCUCAACCUGAGUCACUGUGGCCUGACUGACUCUUGCUGUGCAGAGCUCGCAUCAGGACUAGGGUCCGACGAGAGCACUGUCACCGAGCUGGACUUGUCCGGCAACCAGCUUCGAGAUAAGGGGGUAAAGAAACUGUGCAUCGGACUCAACAGCCCGGAUUGUAAACUUGAGAAGCUGUCACUGAGGAGCUGUGAUCUGACCUCAAAGAGCAUCCACUUCCUGAUUUCUGUGCAUAAAUCAAAGCCCCAGUCUCUGACGGAGCUGCAUCUGAUGGGCAACAAACUGGAAGACUCUGAUAUCAGAGUGCUGACGGAGCUAACAAAGAACACGAAAUAUUCACUCCAAAUAAUAGACGUCUCUGCAGAUUGAAGAACAUCGAUGCAAACUGCCCACACCAGCUCAUACACACAGUCCACAGUGCUUCUGAGCAACAGACUGUUUUUGUACAGUGUGAAUACAGAUUCACAAAGGAAAUGAAAGUAUUUUGUUAUUAGGAUGUUUUUUUUGUCGUUAUUAUUUUUGAUUAAGUGAUGUACACUAAUCAGGUAUAACAUUAUGACCAACUUCCUAAUAUUGUGCAGGUCUCCCUUGUGUCUUCAAAACAGUAAAGGCUGUAGAGAAUGGGCCUGAGUCUUCUGAGGGUGUCUGACAACAGAAUGUUGUGAGUGGGGGCUUUUGGGUCCUAUGGGACGAGGGGAGGUUCCUAAAUUGUUCUUUGUGUCAGGCUGCAUCCUGCCGGGGAUGGCUGCUGCAUCAAGGAGUCUCAUUGCUAUGGGGUGGGGGUUCCUGGUCUGGUCUAGGUCCAAAAAUUGCUUAGCAGAACACUGUAUUGUCACAAGAUGGUCAAUAUUGUUUACUUCUCCUGCCAGCGGUUUCAAUGUUAUCUCUGAUAUGUGUAUACCCAAAAACAUAGCUAUUACCACUUAUGUGUUUUCAUGUGAAUGAAAUGAUUGCGGGUUUGAAGUCCAGAAAUGUUUUUGCCUCACUGAAAGUCACUGGCCAUUAACUCCCAUCCAAACAGUAUUCUGUGUUAUGUAUUGUACUGGUGAAUGUGAUGCAUCAAUCAACGUGCCCACACAAUAAAUGCAGCUCUUUUUAUUUUUGCACAAA
Messenger RNA from Mugil cephalus (flathead mullet), 3913 nucleotides. Its product is annotated as NACHT, LRR and PYD domains-containing protein 12-like. NCBI's taxonomy places the organism in Eukaryota, Metazoa, Chordata, Actinopteri, Mugiliformes, Mugilidae. The transcript is spliced from 9 exons. Gene Ontology annotation, molecular function: protein binding. The record is from RefSeq and is a predicted model, not a curated record. The coding region runs from base 302 to 3172 and encodes 956 amino acids.